UCAUGUAGAUUAGGUGGUCUGCUCACUGUGUCCUCAAAUCUCUCUGUUUGGAGAGUAGACAAACACUGGCAGAGCGAUGUCAGAGACAGUCUGGUGUCGGUUUAACCCUGUAAUCACCGUGAACGGGGCGUGUGGUGACGGGAAAUAACAGCACGGUGAACCUGCAGCUGUGUUGAUCUGAACUCAUGAUCGGUUCGGUUCUGAACAACAGCGAUUCUGAGGCCAGCGAGACUCCGUCACUGAAGAAGCUGUCAUGGUGGACCUGUUCCUGGGGAAGGUUCUGGUGAAGAACAAUAAAGACAGAGACGAGCUGGACACGGAGCGUGAGAUCGUCCUGCGGCUCCAGAACCGCAUCCUCAUGCUGUUCUUCGGCUCCGGCGAGUGCGAGAAGUGCCAGGAGUUCGCGCCGACGCUCAAAGACUUCUACAAGAAGCUCACGGACGAGUUCUACGUGGAGCGAUCGGCUCAGCUGGUCCUGCUGUACGUCUCGCUGGACUCCUCCGAGGACCAGCAGGAGAAGUUCCUGAAGGAGCUGCCCAAACGCUGCCUGUUCCUGGCCUACGAGGACCCCUACAGACAGGAGCUGAGCGAGAUGUUCGAGGUGCAGGAUCUGCCCAGGGUGGUGGUUUUGCGUCCGGACUGCUCCGUUCUCACACCCAACGCCGCGGAGGAAAUCUGUAAGCUGGGGCAGGACUGCUACCGCAACUGGCAGGAAGGGGCGGAGCUUAUCGACAGGAACUUCAUGAUGAACGAGGAGUUCGACGAGGGCAAAAUGCGCAGCAUGACCGACCCCAUCCGACGAGUCAAAUACAAGGUGGAGGAGCAGAAGAAGAAGAAAAAGAAGAAGAAAAAGAAGAAGGACGGGGUGAGUGUGGAGGAAGAGGAGGAGGACGAGGAUGGAGAUGAAGAUGGAAAUGAUGGAGGAGGAGGUUGGGGCUGAGGUUAGGACUUCUGACGCUCUAAUAACUAUUAGUGAAAUGGACAGAAGCCCCGAGUAAGUGUUGAGUAAACGUCGCUGAUCAGGUGAAAUAGCAGCGCUGAAAAAAGAAAGAUGGAUGUCCUGCAGCAGUAGUUCUCAAACCUUUCUCCAAGGACCAUCAAUGUCCACAAUAGGGCUGCACG
Molecule: messenger RNA, 1122 nt
Organism: Sinocyclocheilus anshuiensis
Lineage: Eukaryota; Metazoa; Chordata; Actinopteri; Cypriniformes; Cyprinidae
Product: nucleoredoxin-like protein 1
Exons: 3
Coding region: 254-940 (228 amino acids)
Biological process (GO): photoreceptor cell maintenance
Cellular component (GO): mitochondrion
Source: RefSeq, a predicted model, not a curated record